Argiope bruennichi is the source of this 2318-nucleotide messenger RNA. Its product is annotated as glucose dehydrogenase [FAD, quinone]-like. The coding region runs from base 123 to 1946 and encodes 607 amino acids. Gene Ontology annotation, molecular function: flavin adenine dinucleotide binding; oxidoreductase activity, acting on CH-OH group of donors. The record is from RefSeq and is a predicted model, not a curated record. The transcript is spliced from 12 exons. Lineage: Eukaryota; Metazoa; Arthropoda; Arachnida; Araneae; Araneidae.
AAUUUGAGUCUGCAAAUAAUUUUUGAUUGCUACGUCAUUUUGAACUUGCUAAAUCAGCUUUCAAAUGGAGACAGACAUGACAGCACUGAUUACUUGAAGACGGGGAAGAAGUGACUGGAAACAUGCUGUUCGACUUAAUCAGGGAGUAUAACUAUCCAACUCCCUACGCUGCUUCACCUCUCUUGCCAUUCAUAUUACUGGCAAUGGCUGGACAAAAGCACAGUCCAAAAACAACAACGAACAUAAAAGAAGAAUACGAUUACAUUGUAGUCGGUUCUGGCUCAGCAGGAUCUGUGGUUGCAAGUCGUCUUUCUGAAAGAAACUGCGUAUCCAUUUUGCUUCUUGAAGCCGGCAAAUCUCCUCCACGGCUUUCAGAUUUGCCAGUAAUAAACCAUUAUUUAAUCAAAACAGAUCUUGAUUGGAACUUCUACACCACUCCCCAAGUUUAUGCUGGAAGAGGAUUAAUCAAUCAAACACUCUCGUUGUCGGCUGGAAAAGCUAUAGGAGGCACAUCCAUUAUAAAUGGCUUGCAAAGUGCCCGAGGCAAUAGAAAAGAUUACAAUGACUGGGCAGCCCAAGGCGCUAUUGGUUGGAGUUACGAAGAAGUAUUGCCUUAUUUUAAGAAGUUAGAAAAUAAUACUGAUCCUGAAUUUGUGAAAAAUGGUUAUCAUGGUACCGAUGGUCCUGUAACAAUGUCCAAGCCUAUGUAUGACUCAGAAUUGAAGUUUGCCGUAAUUGAAGCGGCCAAACAAAUGGGUUACGAUUUCUUAGACUCCAAUGGACCAAAACAAAAAGGUUUUUAUGAUUUGCAAGCUACGAUAAGAAAUGGACAAAGAUGCAGUGCAGCAAAAGCAUAUCUGGUGCCAAAUGAUUAUAAAGAGAACCUUGAUAUAGUUGAAAAUGCAUUUGUCAAAAAAGUUAUAAUUGAAGAUGGGCAAGCUAGAGGUGUAGAAUUCGAUUUUACUGGAAGCUCUUGGAAAGUGAUGGCUAGAAAAGAAGUAAUUCUGUCUGCUGGAACAAUUAAUUCGGCAAAACUUCUCAUGCUUUCCGGAAUCGGUCCAAAAGAAGAAUUGCAAAAGCAUAACAUAUCUGUUGUGGCAGAUCUUCCAGUAGGUAGAAAUCUACAGGAGCAUUUUGGAUCCAUGCUGAAUUUUGAGCUGAGUGACAAAAUCGAGCCAUUUUCGCAGAAAUUAAGAAAGGAAUCUAACAUACUAGAAUAUUUAAAUUUAAAGACUGGUAUUCUGACAUCUGUUUAUGGAGUAACCAAUAUAGCUUUUCUGAAUACUCUUGAUGCUAAAGAUCCCAAUGAUCUUCCUGAAUUUGAACUUUAUUUUGGAGAGGGAGCCCCUGAAAUUGUUAAAUAUAAACUUAUGAUCAGCAAACAGUACCAUAAGGCUAUAUAUGGACCGUAUGUAGAUAAGCCUUUCUACUGGUGUUUAGCACAGGUUUUGCAUCCGAAAAGCAGAGGAUACGUAACUCUACGCUCCAAUGAUCCUUAUGACCCUCCCAUUGUGAACCCCAACUAUUUCUCUCAUCCAUAUGACUUGGAUAUCAUAGUCGCAGGUAUGAAGAAAUGUAAAGAAAUUGGUACCAGUGACCCAUUAGUGAAAAUCGGUUCCAAGCUCUUCUCCUCUAUUUUUCCUGGAUGCGAAGAUUUCGUAGGCGAUGAUGAUAAAUAUUUCCGCUGUAUGGCAAAAAGUAUUUUAAUAACAUCCAGCCAUCCCGUCGGUACUGUGAAAAUGGGCGAUCCUAAGGACCCAUCAACAGUUCUAGAUCCUCGACUUCGAGUAAAAUCUAUUCGUAAUCUACGAGUAGUAGAUGCAUCUGUCAUGCCGAAAUCGCCAAGUGGAAACACUCAUGUCCCAACUAUGAUGAUUGGUGAGAAAGCAUCUGACAUGAUUAAAGAAUCUAUUCACUGCGAUUCAGAUAAUAAAUUGCGCAUAUGAUCGAACAAUUUUUAACCCAUUUGUAUCCCAACUAAUUCGAUCAUCAUACAACUCUUGUAAAUAACUUUAUCAAUAAAUAUUAGAUUAUUUAUGAUUGUUAUCUUACUUGAGUAAAAUGCCUUCAUAGAUAUUACACAUUUGAAUUUAUUAAUUGCUCAUUCAAUUUAGAAAAAAAUAUUACAAGUAGAUGGACAAGUAAGAAAUAUUCAUUGAAAAUCCACCCUAUGAUACUGUUUGUAAGUUAUCUGUAAAAAAAAAAUUAAUUCUUUGCAACCAAUGAUUAAUUACAAGUCUGGAUUGAGAUGAAUAAUAUUUCUUUUUGAAUUAUGCUAGAUAGAAUUUUUUAAAUUCAUUAUUUUAUUUUCCACAGAU